AUGAAAAUUGUGUUUUCAUCACAAAUAUUGAAAUAUUAUACACUAUUCAGUUUUAAUCCUAUAAACUCUAUUUUCCCUAAAUCCCCUGUAAUAUUUACAAGAACUUUCACAAAUUCCCCAAAUAACACCCCGUUAUCAUAUAAAAACCAGUUAGAAGAGCUAAUUGAGAAAAGCAACCGUCUUUUGGAGAUUACUAAUUUUACAGAAUCAGAAUUACUGGAGAACAGUGACGUUGUAGUUUACAAGCGUAAUAGAAUUUGCCCAAAGUGUAGUAAAGAGGUCAAGAUUUCGAUACCAGAACAAGUGGAGAACGUCUGCGCCGACGCCUGGCGCUACUUUCACAAAUUUUCAUACGCCCCGAACUGUCCAAUUUAUGGAAUUAUGAAAUUCGUCAAAUAUUCUAAACUUAGAACUGAACAAAAGGCUUUGUUACACAAUUAA
Messenger RNA from Theileria annulata, 441 nucleotides. RefSeq lists its product as uncharacterized. Lineage: Eukaryota; Apicomplexa; Aconoidasida; Piroplasmida; Theileriidae. Bases 1 to 441 code for a protein of 146 amino acids. The transcript has a single exon. The record is from RefSeq and is a predicted model, not a curated record.